AGCGAGAGAGAGAGAGAGUAAUCAAAGCAAAAGAGUUUCUGACCCAGCAAGUAACAUUUUAUCAAUAAUAAUUAUCCGAUUCCUUUUUGAAUCCCGACGCAACAAUGGAGAACUCCAGCAUUUGUAUACGUAUCGCCUUCACUAAUCUCAUACCAAAGGCUUGUUCUCUUGGUCUCCUCCUUUGUUGAAACCGAACAAUCCUUGUUGUCUUUAGUUCAGGAAGGAGGCACAACGUCGGAGCUAUGAUUCUGUCAGCACUUUUAACUUCAGUGGGAAUCAACCUUGGCCUCUGUUUCCUCUUCUUCACUUUGUAUUCCAUAUUGAGAAAGCAGCCUGGUAAUGUCACCGUCUACGGUCCACGGCUUAUUCAAGCUGGCAAAUCUCAGCAGACAAAUGCCUUCAACCUCGAGAGGCUUUUGCCUACUGCUGGUUGGGUCAAAAGAGCUUUGGAGCCUACCAACGAAGAGAUCCUCUCCAAUCUUGGCUUAGAUGCUUUGGUCCUCACUCGUGUCUUUGUCUUCAGUAUACGAGUGUUUAGCUUUGCUUCUGUGGUUGGGAUCUUCAUCCUUCUUCCAGUGAACUAUAUGGGUACUGAGUUUGAAGAGUUUUUCGACCUUCCAAACAAGUCUCUUGAUUCCUUCAGCAUCUCUAAUGUUAACGAUGGAUCAAACAAGUUGUGGAUUCACUUUUGCGCAAUUUACAUCUUCUCCGCGGUUGUUUGCUAUCUGCUCUACUGUGAGCACAAAUAUAUUUCAUCAAAGCGGAUUGCUCAUUUUUAUUCAUCCAAGCCUCAGCCGCAAGAGUUCACGGUUCUGGUCAGUGGCGUCCCUCUUGUGUCUGGAAACAGUAUCAGUGAAACUGUGGAAAGCUUUUUCAGGGAGUAUCAUUCUUCCACUUAUCUUUCUCACGUUGUUGUUCAUCGGACUGACAAGUUAAAGGUUCUCAUGAAUGAUGCUGAGAAGCUAUACAAGAAACUUACUCGAGUGAAAUCAGGAAGCAUAUCUCGUCAGAAGUCUAAGAGGGAUGGGUUCUUAGGGAUGUUUGGGAAGAGAGUUGAUGUGGUUGAUCAUUACGAAAAGAAGCUCGAGAAGUUAGAAGACGACAUGAGGUUGAAACAGUCUUUACUAGCCGGAGAGGAAAUUCCAGCGGCUUUCGUUUCCUUUAGGACAAGACAUGGUGCUGCAAUAGCAUCAAACAUUCAGCAAGGAAUGGAUCCAACACAAUGGCUAACUGAGACAGCCCCGGAGCCUCAAGAUGUUCACUGGCCAUUUUUCACCGCAUCGUUCGUGAGGAGAUGGAUCUCCAACGUGGUGGUAUUCGUGGCUUUCGUAGCUCUGAUAAUCCUAUACGUUAUCCCUGUUGUAUUGGUUCAAGGUCUUGCUAAUCUUCACCAGUUAGAAACAUGGUUCCCUUUUCUUAAAAGCAUACUAAAUAUGAAAAUUGUGAGUCAAGUGAUUACAGGAUACCUUCCGAGUCUAAUUUUCCAGCUUUUCCUUAUGAUAGUACCACCCGUUAUGCUUCUACUUUCCUCAAUGCAAGGAUUCAUUUCUCAUAGCCAGAUUGAGAAAUCUGCGUGUAUCAAGCUUCUAGUCUUCACUGUGUGGAACAGUUUCUUUGCAAAUGUACUCUCCGGAUCUGCUCUUUAUCGUGUUAAUGUGUUCCUUGAACCUAAGAACAUUCCCCGUGUGCUUGCUGCAGCUGUUCCAGCACAGGCAUCGUUCUUUAUAUCUUAUGUUGUGACCACUGGGUGGACUGGUUUAUCAUCAGAGAUCUUCCGUUUGGUUCCUCUUCUCUAUAGUUUUAUGACGAAACUCUUCUGUAAGGAAGAUGAAAAAGAGUUUGAGGUCCCUCCCACUCCCUUGUGCCAAGAAAUCCCAAGGAUUCUCUUUUUUGGACUUCUUGGUACAACUUACUUCUUCCUCUCGCCGUUGAUACUGCCUUUCUUGUUGGUCUACUUUUGUCUUGGAUAUGUCAUCUACCGCAACCAGCUCCUAAACGUAUAUGAGGCCAAGUAUGAAACUGGUGGGAAGUUUUGGCCAAUAGUACACAGCUCCACUAUCUUCUCUUUGGUGCUAAUGCACAUUAUUGCAAUUGGAUUAUUCGGCCUUAAAAAGCUUCCAUUAGCAUCUUCUUUAACGAUUCCCCUCCCGGUUCUCACCCUCCUUUUCAGCAUCUACUGCCAGAGACGAUUCUUGCCCAAUUUCAAAUCUUAUCCUACGGAGUGUCUAGUAAACAAAGACAAAGCAGACGAGAGAGAAGAGAACAUGUCUGAAUUCUUUUCUGAACUCGUGGUUGCAUACCGUGAUCCUGCGCUAUCGGCAUCGCAGUACUCACGGGACAUGUCACCUGAGGAUCCUCCGCUUCUUCGUUCAUAUCAAUCCUGAGAAGGAAAACAAAAAACAUUCUUAGACCAAGUCUUUUGCUUGAGCUUUUGGAAGUUUGCUUAUGAUGUUGAAACAGUGUUGGUUACUACAUGCUCGGUUUGAGCUCUUUAACCGAUGAAACGGGUCGCUUGUGGUUUGGCUCUUAACCGAUAACAAACCAGUUUAUUUUGUUUACA
Messenger RNA from Brassica oleracea var. oleracea, 2560 nucleotides. RefSeq names its product CSC1-like protein HYP1. The transcript has 11 exons. Gene Ontology annotation, cellular component: plasma membrane. Bases 243 to 2384 code for a protein of 713 amino acids. Gene Ontology annotation, molecular function: calcium-activated cation channel activity. NCBI's taxonomy places the organism in Eukaryota, Viridiplantae, Streptophyta, Magnoliopsida, Brassicales, Brassicaceae. The record is from RefSeq and is a predicted model, not a curated record.